GUGUAAAUAUAACUGCUUAUUACAAUUUAUUAUUGUCUAUUUUAUGAGGUUUUCUUCAAGAUUCCUCAAAUAUUAAAAUUUAUUUGAUUUUUUGUUCUUUUUUAAUCUUACUAUAGUGGUGGUUUAUUGUUGCUAUUUGUUACCGAAAUUUAAUUUUUGGUUAAACCCUUAAACGAAUCCGGGAUUCAAUUCCGCUACGCCCAAACACCGCACUUCUCGUCAUCUCCGUUUGUUUCGCGAGAAAAUAAUCAAUUUCGCAUACACCGCUUCUUUCAUUGAACGAAAUCACGACUCCAGAAUGAGUGAAAGCGAGAACCUGCAGCACAAGCGCGAAGGUAACUUCGACUUCAAUUCGGUGGCAAAGAAGUCAAAAAUGGAAAAAGUUGAAAAAUCAGAAUCGUUUAUUGAAAUAGAAGCUGAUGCAGCCGAAGAUAAAGGGUCGAGACACACCAUGGAGGACGCUUGGGUUGUCAGGGUGGAUGCCUUCGCCGAUUCUCCUGACAGUUUGAGAUGUGCGCAUUUUGCAAUAUAUGAUGGACAUGGAGGUCGUUUAGCUGCAGAGUAUGCACAGAAGCAUUUACACGCUACUGUUGUUUCAGCUGGCUUACCACGUGAGUUGCUGGAUGUGAAAGCUGCCAAAAAGGCCAUACUUGAAGGUUUUCUGAAAACAGACGAGUCUCUUCUUCAAGAGAGUGCUUUAGGAGGAUGGCAGGAUGGUGCUACAGCCGUUUGUGUCUGGGUACUUGGACAAACUGUUUUUGUCGCUAAUGUUGGGGAUGCAAAAGCAGUAGUAGCACGAUCUGUGGUUGAUGGGUCCCAGAAUCAUACAGAUGGUUUAAGUUCUUUGAAGGCCAUUGUGGUGACAAGGGAACACAAAGCUAUCUAUCCGCAAGAACGUGCUCGCAUACAAAAGGCUGGUGGUACUGUGAGUACAAAUGGACGAUUACAGGGACGCCUUGAAGUUUCUAGGGCUUUUGGCGAUCGCCAGUUCAAAAAGUUUGGCGUUGUUGCAACCCCAGACAUUCAUUCCUUUGAGCUUACAAACAGGGAGGAGUUCAUCAUUCUUGGCUGUGAUGGGCUAUGGGGGGUGUUUGGACCAAGUGAUGCUGUUGAGUUCGUGCAGAAAUUAUUAAAGGACGGUUUAUCUGUCACAGCUGUGAGCCGCCGUCUUGUAAGGGAAGCAGUUCUUGAGCGGCGCUGUAAAGAUAAUUGCACUGCAAUUGUCAUUGUUUUCAGACACAAGUGAUUGCAGCACCAUUUUAUCCCAAACCAAAUUUCUUGCUUCUUGGUCACCUGUUGCAGAAGGAUUGUUUCUUGUUUGUUGUACAAUCUCACCACAUACAUGCUUGGUGAGUUAUUCAGUUUUGCAUACCAUACCAUCUGAGUUAGGUUUAGCAUGUUACUUUGGCUAUUUAUAUUCAAUAUUCAACUGUUAAAAUUUUGUAAUUGAUGUGAUAGCUGCUAGACUUGUAUCCUUUUUCUUUUUAGUUCCAAUUGCAUGUUGUACAACAAUGAUUAAUGAUUGACAAAUGAAUUGCUGUA
Pistacia vera is the source of this 1542-nucleotide messenger RNA. Its product is annotated as probable protein phosphatase 2C 8. Lineage: Eukaryota; Viridiplantae; Streptophyta; Magnoliopsida; Sapindales; Anacardiaceae. Gene Ontology annotation, biological process: protein dephosphorylation. The coding region runs from base 299 to 1246 and encodes 315 amino acids. The transcript is spliced from 10 exons. Gene Ontology annotation, molecular function: protein serine/threonine phosphatase activity. The record is from RefSeq and is a predicted model, not a curated record.